Molecule: messenger RNA, 10921 nt
Organism: Neoarius graeffei (lesser salmon catfish)
Lineage: Eukaryota; Metazoa; Chordata; Actinopteri; Siluriformes; Ariidae
Product: zinc finger MYM-type protein 4
Exons: 24
Coding region: 375-9251 (2958 amino acids)
Molecular function (GO): zinc ion binding
Source: RefSeq, a predicted model, not a curated record
CGAAAUACGGUCGAGAAAGGAAGGCGCUGUGGCUAGACCCGCUGUGUAAUCGAUUACGCUAACUAUAUAUAUAGAUAUACACACAUAUAGAGAUAUAAUUUUUUGGGAAGCGGUUAUUUUUUAGCUCACAAAAGCAUUUACAUCCAAGCUGAUACAAUAUUGCAGGCUGUUCUGGGGAUAAUCCUUUGGUUUUUGCCCCUUGACUUUGUCUGUUAGCGUGUUAGCCUUUAGCCGAUACUACAUGUCAUAUAUAUAUAAUGAUAUAACAUUUUGGUAAAUAAUUAGUGCAUUCGGUGUAAAUGGUGCAGUGAGUUUCAAUCAUCACGGCCUGUCUGCUGUUCUCAGUGAAGUGAAUUUGUACUUUCAGCUUUAACAUGGCGGAAAACACUGUAGAGAACGUCAGCUCUGUGGAGGGAGAAAGGCAGAAAGAGACGGAGACAGAGCUGUCAUCAGGUGCUGAGAUUCCAAGACCUGAUUUGUCCAAGCCAGACAUGGAGGAAGAUGAGCUGGAUGGGCUUCCUGUUUUUGGAGCAGAUGAAGACGAGAGUGACGUGGAGAGCAGCUCCACUCAAAAAGACAAGCCGACUGAUGUUGGAGAUGAAAAUGACACCAGAAACAGUGUCUCACCGAGAGCUAAUGAAUCGGGUGAAAGUGUGCACUGCUCUCAGAUGGAGGAUGGAACCUCACAAAAUGAAGGCAGUGCGUCAUCACAGGAACCCACUGAAGGAAGCCAAGAGGACAUCGUGUAUUCUCCUCUAAAGAAAAUAAAGGAUGAGCCCAUAGAUGAGGACUAUGAUAAAGCGCUCAUCAGUUCUGCACACUCCUCUGACAUCAGUCGUGUUAAAGAGGAGCUUGAGAAUGGAGAUCAUGAGUCCUUGGUUCCUCUGGAUGAAUUGAGGAUCAGCUCUGUCUUUUCUGUUAGAGGAAACAGUGAUGCCAUUUCCGCUCCUGUUGCAGCCCCACAGCCGUCUCCCUUCUCUAAUAUGACUCAGUCAACCUCAGCAAUCAGACCACCUCCUAUAGUCUUGCAGGCUCAAAUGCAGUCUCCUUUUCAAGCACAUUUGCAGCUUCAACCCAAGACCUUGGCCCAGCUUCAACCCCAUCUGCAAACUCAUCUUCAGGCACAGCUUCAAACUCAUAUUCAACCUCAACUUCAACUCCAAGCACAGCUUCAGGCACAGCUUCAAACACAGCUUCAACCGCAGCUCCCACACCAGCUUCCGACACAACUCCCACAACAUCUCCAACCGCAACUCCCACAGCAACUGCAAACGCAACUCUCACACCAGCUCCCACACCAGCUUCAGCCGCAGCUCCCACACCAGCUCCAGCCACAGACCCCACCACAGCUCCAGGCGCAACCAACACCACAUCCGCAGGCUCAGCCCACACACCAGCUCCAGCCACAGCCCCCACCCCAGCAGCAACCCCCUCCUGGUCCUGUGCGAAUCUGCUGCUCAGGCUGCUCAAAGGUCCUUCAGAAAGGCCAAACUGCAUUUCAAAAGAAGGGUUCCAAUCAGCUGUUCUGCUCCACUGUGUGUCUGACUGGGUUCACCCUGCCUCCAGCCCCCAAUAUUGCCCCAAAGAAAACCUGCCACCUCUGUCUCAAGGUGAUUGGGAAUCCAAAAGACUUAAUAACUGUUCCAAUUGACUCCGCAAACAACUUGAAGGAGUUUUGUAGCCUGUCCUGCCUGAGCAUUUACAAGUCCAGGGUCGAAGGUUUAACUGACGAGGAUGCCGUUGUUAGAUGCUCCGUGUGCAGAAAUCCCAGUGAGAUUCAACAUGAAGUGAAUCACCAGGGUGUUCUGCACCGUCUCUGCAGUGACGAGUGCUUCUCACGUUUCCGCUCCUCUAAAAGGCUGUCCAUGAGCUGCUGUGAGAGCUGCGGCAACUGCACCGUCACAGGAAACUAUCACCUUGUACAGAUAGAGGACGCUGUGAAGAAAUUCUGCAGCCCAGCCUGCAUCAGCACUUUUAAACAGAAAAGCGGUAAGAGGGUACACUGCCCCUGCUGUCAAGAUUUUAAAGCUAUGGAUCAGAUGUUGGAAGGCACAAAUGCGCAGGGGGUCAUCGAGUUCUUCUGCUCCUCCAGAUGUGUGGCUAAUAGCCAGGCGUCCUGCACUUUGUCAGGUGCUUCGUUCCCAUGCACAAAUUGCCAGAAGUUGGCCGUCCCUCAGUAUCACUUGGCUAUGCCUGAUGGAUCCAUUCGGAACUUCUGCUCAUACGACUGUGUUGGUAGAUUCCAGGAGAGGCUACAUAGAUCCUCCGUUCAGAUGAAUGGAGGAUUCUAUCACAGUCCAAACACAGGCCUGCAUCCUCCUGUACCUCAUCAUCCAUCUGCCCAAGGAUUUAAUUCUCAUCCUAAUGCAACACCUGCUUCAAAUCAGAGCACCAUCUCACCAUACGUGCCUGCUUCUCGACUCUCAAAUCCUCAAGACACCCAGCAGUCACUGACCCUCGGCCCUGUCAAACUCACCUGUAAACAGUGCCAGAAGCAGUUCAGCUCUAAACCCGAGGUCCUACAGUUUAAGAAUCACGUGGGCCUCUUCUGCUCACGGCUUUGUUGCGACAUGUAUAAGAGGGAAAGAGAUGUCAAAGCCAUAUGCGAGUACUGCAAAGAAGAAAAGGUGGCCAAGGACACUGUUGUGUAUGAGAAGCAGCCGCGGACUUUCUGUUGCGAAGGAUGCAAACUGCUGUACAAGCACGACUAUGCCAAGCAGCACAGGGGUCAGUGCAGAGUUUGUGCUUACUGCUGCAAUGUGACCCACAAAACCAUCCAGAAUCACUUUGGGGGCAAACUGGAGGAGUUCUGCUCGGAAGAGUGCAUGUCUUUCUACACCGUUCUCUUCUACGAGAUGGCGAAGUGUCAUGCUUGUAAGAAUCAAGGACCACUUAAGGAGAGCAUCAGAUGGGAUGAAAUGGUCCGGCAUUUCUGCAAUCUGUACUGUUUGUUGCAUUUUUGCUCUAAGAGCAUCGUCCCUGAUCAGCCAAACAGCAAUGGUAUUAACACUGCUGCCACCACAGCCCAAGCCCCAUUAUCUCUCUCGAAAGACAUGCCUGUAAUUGGUGGUGUUGUGUCAUUGGCUUCUGCGUUGGCUGGCAACACUGCACUCACAGGAGCAUUGCCUACCUCAAAUGCCAACUCCAAAAUCAUUGGCGACGCGAGCACCCAGACAGAUGCUUCAGUGAAUGGAGACCCUCAGCAGCGACGGAUGCUGAAGAAUAAAGCGGUCAUGUGCAAACCUAUCAAUGAUGAGCAGAGCAUCCAGUGUGAACUUGAGCCUCUAAAACUACUGUCUGAGACAGUUAUUGAUGAAAAUGGAGAGAAUGUCAGACUGGUGCCUAUACCUAUACCUGUUCCAACACCCAUAUACAUUCCUGUGCCCAUGCACCUGUACACUCAGUACACACCAUUACCACUGGGAUUCCCUCUUCCUAUACCUGUGCCACUGGUAGUGCCAGCUUCUUCAGAAUGUGCACAGCCAAGUUCCACUAAAGGCAGCGUCCCUUCACAAAGCUCACUGGAGGAUGAAGAUGUGGAAAAAGGCAAGAGCAGGCCCCUGUCCCAUGGAGACCAAGGCAGUACCUACAGUGGGGAUUUGGAAUCAGAGGCCAGGUCUACCCCCUUCAGUUGGGCAGAUCCUGAGGAUUCUUCACACAAUCUGAAGCCAUCAGUCCCUUUAUUGGAGUUAGAGGGCCCUAAAGAUCCUCCAGUUACCUCCACAGCAUCAGACUUGCCAGAUUUGGAAAAAGACAUUCCUCUUGCAUCAAAUGAUCACGAAGCAACAAAGGAGCAGAAAGCAUCAGCAAAACGACGCAAGAGAGGAAAGAAGGGAUCUGAUGUUGAAGAACCGAAGAAUUUCAAAGAAGAACUGGAUGUAGCCGAUUGUGCACAGUCCAUCUUGGACGUGAAUUUAGAGCAAUUCAGUCAUGAUGGAACACAUGGGAAACAUAUUUUCAUAAGCUCAGAAUGCGCUCCAAUUGAUGAUGAGCUUGAUGAAGCACAAGACACAUUUAAAUAUGGUGAAGAGCUCACCUCGUCCUCUGGGUCAAUGAUACCUUCAAGGCCAAUUCUAAAAAUGGGGAAUAGAGCAGUUAGAGCUCGGGCAUCAGGCACCAAAAAGCAGUUCUGUGUUUACUGUCAAAAAUCAAAUACUAAAAUAGCAAGGCACUUGGAGCGAAAACAUUCAAAUGAAACAGAUGUCGCGUAUGCCCUCAGCUUUCCUAAAAGAUCUAAAAGAAGAUGUAUGCUACUUGACCAGCUUCGCAAAAAAGGCAAUUAUCAUCAUAACAUUGAAGUCAUUCAGAAUGGAAAUGGGGAUAUAGUUAUGCAAAAACGAACAAAAAGGAAAAGGUCUGCCAUGGACUACUUGCCCUGCCAAUAUUGCCUAGCUUUCUUUCUCCGGGAAGGGCUGGAGAAACACGAGUCUUUAUGCAGGACAAAAAUUAUUUCACAAUCUUGUUCAGAGUCCUUGGAACAGCUGGACACUAAACAUGAGUCCAGCUUUCAACCCACUCCAGAACUAAAUGUGCAGCCACUUGUCAGACUAAACCUGGACCAGUUACAAAGUCCAAAGUCUGGCUCUGAAGCCAGGUCACAUCCUGAUCUUGUAUUAAUCAGCCAGUCUAGUGCCAUUGACAGUUCUGAGCUCAUCUCCCAAAAUAAUUUUGAAACAUGCUCUUUCUCAAGUACUCAGUCAAGUCCUGAAAUUUCUGACCAACCAGAUCUAAAACCUUGCCUUGGACCAAGUCAUGUAUUUAGUCAGCCUAGUCCUGAACCCUUCCUUCCAAACAAUUCUGAUCUUGGUCAGGCUCCUAGAGCAGAUUUCUCUGAUGAAUGCACCUUUUCAUCUAGUCUUGAACCUAGCCCUCAAUCUCGUUUUGAAUCCCACCUACAGCCCAAUGAGUUAUCAAGUCCUGUUCACCCUAAUCCCAUACCUUUCAGCCAGAGUACCCUCAUAAUCUCUGCUGAAAACAAUCCAGAGACCAGUAAGACAAGUUUUGAGCUGUGUCCCACCCCUGAGCCUGGCCCACUGCCUUAUCCUGAAUCAAGUCCUAGUCAUCCAAGUGUUGACUCCUGCUUUGAAGAAGUUUUGAGGUCCAAUCCUGAAACCACUCUAUCCUGUACUCCUGAAUAUUACAGCAUUGUUGAAUCUAAUGUAAAAACUACUCUUGAAUCAUGUCUUGUAUCUAGUAUGGUGUACACUGAUGUAUCUAGCAAGGCAAAUCUGAAUGCUGAACCUUGCCACCAGCCCAGUGUCAAGCAAAUGCCAAGCGCACAUCCUACUCAACCAGGUUUUGAGUCCUUGCCGUCCAGUGUGGGAUGUGAUCUUAGGGAACCACCUAGUCCAGAAUUGUGCAGUCAAACCACAUUCAUGUUGAGUCAUGAACCUACAUUUCAAUCUAAAUUUGAAUCCUGCACACAAGCUGAGAAAACCAGUCCUUGUUGUAGUCCCAAAUCUCAUCAUCAAAGUAGGUUCCUCUGUGGUGAAUGCAGACAAAGUCCCAGUCAGACAAAUUUUGAAUUGUGCCUCUCAUCCAGCCCUGAAACUAGCCCUCUGCCUUAUCCUGAAUCAGAUCCUGGUCUUCAGAUUAGUUUCGAGCCCUGCUUUGAGCCAGUUUUUCAGUCUAGUUCUGAAACUAGUGUCUUUCCUACUCCUGAACCUUUCUGUUACCAAGGUGUUGAGUCCAACAUGAAACCUACUGUUGAACCCUGUCUCACAUCCAGUAUGAAGUGCAGCAGUCCUGAGGCUAAUACAGAGUCUAUACCACAGAUGCCCAGUACCAUCUCCCAGAGUCUGGAUUCAGAUGCCUCAAGUGGACUUGAUUGCAAUCUGAUUAAAGAUGACUGUUCACUCAGGCCUCCUGCAGAAAGCUUGACAUAUCAAAAGAAGUCUUUUGAGAUUGUUGAUGCAGACUCCACUUUUAGCUCAUCAUCUUGCACGAAAACCGAUACAGCAUCCACCCUAAAGCUCAAAAAAUGUUCUGGAUCACACUCGAGCCUGAAGUCCAGUCCACAAUCUAGUUCAAGUUUAACCUGUAGUACCGCUUCUUCCAAAUCAGUGCUGUUCCAACAGAUAAGUUUAAACAAAACACCAGAUUGUGAGGGUUUAGGGAAGAAAAGGCAGUUCUGUCUUUACUGUAAAAAACCUUACAUCAAAAUGGCACGGCAUUUGAGCCAAAAACAUGCAAAUGAAAUGGAUGUAGUACAUGCUCUUGGUUUUCGAAAGGGGUCUAAAAAACGCCUUUUUGUACUUGAACAGCUUCGAAAGAAAGGGAAUUAUCAGCAUAAUGUUGAAGUUCUUAAAAAUGGAAGUGGAGAGCUCAUCACCUCAAAACGAGCAAAUAAAGAUUAUUCUGUGGGCGUGUACCUGCCUUGUCAGUAUUGCUUGGCAUUUUAUAUCCGCCAUGAACUGUGGAGGCACGAAAGACGUUGCCAAAUGAGAACAAAUGGCAACCCCGUUUGCCUUAAAAGGACUGUAUCCUCCAAGUUGCUUCCACUGCAGGGUAGUGUUUCUGGAGAUUUGGAAGAAGCCAUUCAUAGUAUGAAGCAAGACAGUGUCUUGCAUCAUUUAAGAGAUGAUGCUCUAAUUUGCAAGUAUGGUGCUUGGCUUUUUGUCAAACUUGGACAUGAUAAAAAGCGUCAAAUAUAUAUAACGCAGAAGAUGAGGGAAUUGGCUAGAUUCAUGCUAGCUGUGAAAGAGUUAGAUGGAAGUGUUCAGUAUUUGCACCAUGUGUGCACUCCAUCCAGGUUUGAUUUGGUCAUUAAAGGUGCAAAAAUAGUUAGUGGGUUUGAUGAAACUUUGAACAAAUUUGAAAAGCCAUCUCUGGCAAUAAAAAUUGGCAAUUCCAUAAGGCAAGCAGCUGAAAUUAUUUGUGGUGAGAAUGUUAUGGAGGGUGACACAGAGACUGUUGCUAAUGUUAAAGAGUUUAUUGGGCUUCUUGAGAAAAAUUGGAUUUCUUGUGCUAAAAACACUAACCUAGUUGACCGUUGCAUCGACAGGCCUACUGCAGCACUAUUUGCAUGUCAAGAAAACUGUCCAGUGUCAAAUAAACCCAGCAAAAAUCUCAAGCCUGAGUCAUGUGCCCAUAGUACUAGUCAAGAAGGUGGUGAAAAUGUGGACGGUAAUGAAUCUGGACUGUACGCGGUCAUCUCAAAUGGAUCACAGUCUUACCCAGAUAAGAAUGAAAAGUUACUUUGCAGCAUUAAUGGUGUAGAGCCAUCUGCCAACCCUGCAGCACAAUCUUCUGGAUCUCAACAGUCUAAGGUCUCUUAUUCAAAGUCAGAAGUGUUACCUUUCAGAACAAGAACAGCAAAAAGUGGGAAAAAACAAUUCUGUGUGUAUUGUACAAAACCCUUCAUCAAAAUAGCCAGGCACUUGUCACGGAACCAUGCAAAAGAAACGGACGUAGCCCGUGCCCUCAGCUUUCCGAAGGGAUCCAAACUGCGACAAUGCUUACUUAAACAGCUCCGUAAUAGAGGUAAUUACCAGCAUAACAUCAAAGUUCAGCAAACUGGAAAUGGGGAAAUCAUCCCACAGAGGCGGCAAAAGAAGUAUGAUUUGUUGACUUCCUACCAACCAUGCCCUCAUUGUCUGGGUUUUUUUCUCCAGCAUGAACUGUGGAGACAUGAAAGAUCAUGUGACAUGAAGAAUGAUGAAAAGCCCUGUCACAGAAGAACGUUUCAUUCAGCCUUAUGUAAGAAGUUUGCCUUGCAUGACUUGUCUGAGGGCUGCCAAACUCUUGUUUGCAACAUGAGAGAUGAUGACAUCUCAAAAUAUCUAAGGAAUGAUGCCUUAAUCUGCAAAUUAGGAAAUAGAUUUUAUGAAAAACAUGGGCAUGAAAUGGAAGGAAACGGAUACAUAUCGAAGAAAAUGAGGGCACUAGGUCGAUUUAUGUUGGCCGUGAGGGAGUUGGAUCACAAUGUUCAGGAUCUGUAUCAAGUGUGUACUGAAUCCAGGUUUAGUUUGGCUUUGGAAGCUGCCAAGAAGAUUGGGGGCUUUGAUCCACACACUAACAAGUUUAAAAAAUCCGUAGCAUUUAAAAUGGGUUCUUACUUGAAGUGGGCCACUGAAAUUGCUUUGGGAGAGAAUGAUAUUAGAGAUGAAGCUCGAAAUCAAGCUCAAAAAUUCAUGGAGCUGCUGGGAACAGCUUGGUUUUCUUAUGAACCUUCACAAAUUCACGCUACAAGUCCUUGUAAACAGACUGAGGGGGAUAUUAUACAUCUGGUAGAUGAUGUUGUCAAACUACAGAAUUUCCUGAAAAAUGCUGAAGACAAAGCCAGAUUGGAUCUUGUGGAGCAUCCUAAUCGUGAUUCAUGGAAAAGACUAUGUAAAAGCCUUCUUGCUGAAAUGACACUAUUUAACAGAGGACGAAGGAGCAUUGCUGAGAAAAUGCUGCUUGAGGAUUACAUACAGAGGGACAAAGAGCCUAUCCAUGAUGAAAUGUUUGAACCCCUAACAAAGCUGGAACGAGCUCUUAAUGGUGUGUUAAUAAGAGUGGGAGUCACUUGUAAAGAUGGAAGUUGCAUUCCUGUUUUGUUUACUGAACGGAUGGCCUCAUCUCUGGAUAUCCUUAUCAAAUACCGUGAGGGUGUAGGUGUUCCCAUGGACAAUCCUUAUAUGUUUGCUCAAACGAUGGCUGAUGCUCAUAUAAGAGCACAUGACUGCAUAAGAGCCUUGGCCCAAAAUUGUGGUCUAAGCAAGCCUCAUGUUCAUACACACAAGUACGUGGCUACUAUUUUCCAAAUACUGAGCCUUAAUGGCAGUGAAAAGCAUCAAUUAGCUACACUUGUGGGCGACGACAGCUUUGACCAUCAAACGCUGGAUGAAAACUUCUCAGAAUUGGCAAAAAUCUGCAAAAUGUUGCAAACAAUGGACGAAGGAACUGGUGCAUCCGAGGACACAGGUCUUGGCCAUGUUGCUGCCCUAAGAUGCAAAAGACAAAAAUGGAAGAAGGAAGAACAACGAGCUGUGAGGAGGCAACUGGGAAAUUAUAUAUCCACCAGUAAAGUGCCAGGAAAAAAGGACUGUCUGGACUGCAUUAGGACUGAGCCGGAGGCGCUCAGGACAAGAACAUGGAGGGACAUCAAAAAUUAUGUCCAUAACACCAUAAUGUCAAAGAAAAGGAAGAGGAAGGGUUCAAGGCAGCUGGACAGUGAAAGUGACGAGGAAGAGCUUUGUGAAGUUGCCGCUAUGGAGGCUGCUGCAAAAAGACCUCGUUGUAAAAGAAGACGGCGUCACCAUGUAUGACUAUAAUGCUUGUAUAUUAUCUACACGUUGAAAUGGACCAUGUCUGAUUUGGAGGAGAAUUGAAUGGAAGAUUAGGCGAGAGUUUAAGAAUCUUUUGAAGAAAAACAAGGUGCAUAUUACAGAUGACAGGUGGUGAUGUUAGACUGGAUAUUCCCAGGUCAACUAGAAGGCAGAUAUUGGUGUGAGAAGACAUCUUUUAUUUCCCUUUUUUUUUCUUUUCAUUUCUCUCCUGAUUUUUGUCCACACCUGGUUGCUCAAGAGUAGCAUUAGUCUCAGAAGAUGAGAACACUUUCUGAUGUGAAACUGGCCAACGUUUCUCCCCCCAGCUGCCAGCUCCAUAGUUGAGCAUAUUUGCUGGCUGUUGGAUUCAAAAAUGAAAAAAUUGAAUAUGGCUGUUCUUAAUAGUAAUAUUACAACAGCCUCCUUAUGUUGUUAAACACCUUAAAUGACCAAACAGUUAGACAGUAAUGUCUUGAUGCACUCGUGUUACUUUGGGGCCAUUACCUUGCCAGAGGUGAUUAUUUUCCAAUAAGAGCACAUCCUGAAGUGUUCAGUUCCUCUUAGAACAUGGCAGUUUUAAGAUUUUUCAUUUGUGUUCAAGAAUGAGUAUCACUUUUUUUUUUUAAAUCAGUUUAUAUUUACAGACAACCAUUCACACUACAGGAUAAAGCGACUAGAGAUGAUGAGAUGAGUUUAUAUUUACUGUUCAGGAAGGUCUGUGAAACAAUUUUGUUAUAACAGCUAUAAACUCUCCUUUAAAGCUAAUAAGAUGAAUAAAAAAUUGACUUUCCCCACAGUGGAAAAUGUAUAGGAAUAACUUUACCUCAAAAAUUUUUCUUGCAUAAAAUGUUAAGUCAACAUUUUACAUAAAGCUUCACCAGAACAUCAGUUAUUUGGUUGGUUGGUUUUUUUCUGCUGUUAAAUGACAGCAUCUUUAAAAAAAAAAAUCAAAGGAAUGAUUUUAUUGUUACCACACAAUCAAUACCAGCUAGUUUAUUGUUCUAUCUAGUUGUCGAGCCACAAUACAAGUUCCUGUGAACGAGUUGGUGCACAAAAUGACAAUGUAAUAAAACACUAUCUUUGAUUAGAAUUACACUCAUAACAGAAAAUUAAUCAACAUCUCUGCAUUAAUGAAAAUCUAGAAUUCUGCACCGUUGUGGUGUAAUUCAAUUUCAUGAAAAGACACUUGCUCCAAGUGCUUGAUUCUGUUAUAAGGCCUAAAAUGCACCCUUUAUUUGUGAUUGUUAGUUUGAUGUGAUUCACUUGAAGCAUUUCUGACAUCAAGACCAGAUUUGUUUUAUUUUCUAAGAAUGACUCUACAGAUGAUAUAUUUAGCUCUUUCAUAAUAAUCUGUUCACGUCCUGUUGUGAAUUAAUGAUUUUUUUGCUUUGUGACACUAUAAUUUCACUGUGAACUGUUAAGGACCAAUUUCAGUGUCCAGAUUUUUUUUUAAAUUGUUAUUUAAAUUUUUUUUAAACAAGUAAGAACUUUGUCUCCUUUCAUAUGAUGUAUUUUUUGUUUGUUUAGCCCUAAAGCUUAUUGAAGAUUCUCCCACCCCCCACCCCAGUUCAAAUUGAGACUUGACCUCAAAAUGUACUCUGGAAAUGUAAUACAUUUUAGGUUAUCAUAUUAUACUUUUAUUUCACAUAUUUUCAUUGCAAUGUGGUGUU